Nanorana parkeri is the source of this 897-nucleotide messenger RNA. RefSeq names its product olfactory receptor 11L1-like. Gene Ontology annotation, biological process: G protein-coupled receptor signaling pathway. The transcript has a single exon. The coding region runs from base 100 to 897 and encodes 265 amino acids. NCBI's taxonomy places the organism in Eukaryota, Metazoa, Chordata, Amphibia, Anura, Dicroglossidae. Gene Ontology annotation, cellular component: membrane. The record is from RefSeq and is a predicted model, not a curated record. Gene Ontology annotation, molecular function: G protein-coupled receptor activity; olfactory receptor activity.
CUCCAGGGUUUUGAUGGAGAUCGUAAUGUACAAAUUGCCCUCUUCCUUCUUUUCUUUAUUUUGUAUUUAUCAACAGUGAAUGCAAAUGCACUUAUUAUUAUGGUGGUGUGUUUAUACAGAAAUCUUCAAUCGCCAAUGUAUGUUUUUAUGUCUAAUCUUGCCUUGUCGGACAUCAUGUUUACGACAAAUGUGGUCCCCAACAUGUUGUGCAUCAUUGCACGUGGUAAACAAGCAAUAUCCUUAAAUGCAUGCAUUGCCCAGUUCUACUUCUAUGGAGUGCUUGGCAGCAUGGAAUGUUUCCUCCUGACGGUGAUGUCCUACGAUCGUUAUCUGGCUGUCUGUAAACCAUUGCAUUACUCCCAAAUUAUGGACAUCAAGCUCCAAAAAUGUCUCAUUACUGCAUCAUGGUUUACAAGUUUAAGUGUGACGGUUUUACCAGCAGUUCUCAUGCAUGAACUGCAUUUCUGUGGGCCAAAUAUCAUAGACCACUUUUUCUGUGAUCUUGCUCCAGUUUUGGAACUUUCCUGCUCAGACACCUCCAUUGUAAAGACAGAAACCUUCAUAUCCUCACUCCAUGUAGUUCUUCUCCCGUUCCUGUUCAUCAUAUCUUCCUAUAUCCGUAUUCUCAUCACCAUCAUUAAGAUUCCUUCUGCUCAAGGCCGGCAGAAGACCUUCUCUACCUGCAGCGCCCACCUGCUUGUGGUGUGCACUUACUUCCUGACCAUAAUCACUGUGUACAGCAAUCCCUCACAAACCUAUUCCUCAAAUGUUAACAAAGUCCGCUCAGUUCUGUACAUAGUGUUGACGCCAUUGUUAAAUCCAUUGAUAUAUGCCCUGAGGAAUAAAGAGAUCAAACAUGCAUUGCAAAAAAAUCUGUUUAAUGCAUUACAUAAAUAA